GACUAAGCAGCAGACAUGCGCGCUGUCACAUAAAUAAACCCACUUAUAAAUAAAGGCACGUGACACCCUGUGUGCGCGUGCUCUGGGUGAACCCACACUUUUUCCAGCGCGCUCUGAUUCCUUGAAGCCGGACUCGUUUCUGCGCACACGCCAGUUUCGCUUCCGCGUACUUCCCCGCCUCUUGCUGCCGUGAAAGCUACCAGGAAACACACUCGGAGUCGGAUCACAGCACACUGACAGCGGCGAACCUGCCGGGGACAUGGCAGCCUCUGUGUGCGCCUUCAUCCUGGCGCUUUACGCACUGUGCGGCUCCGCAGCCGGCUCAGGAGGGCUCAGCGCACCCACCCACGUCCGACUGACGUCCUACAACAUGGACCUGGUGCUCAGGUGGGAUCCACCUGAAGGGACGACCGAUGUUCUGACCUACACGGCCGAGUACAGAAGCUUAGCAACUGGAUACAACAAUGGCUGCACAAACACAUCAGCCCUCAAAUGUGAGUUCACCUCCUCCUCCAUCACCGUGCACGGGAAUUACACGGGCAGAGUGCGGGCGCAUCGGGGGGCCGAGAGCUCCAGCUGGGUGGAGAGUAACGUCAUUGUCAUGGACAGACACACCUUCAUCGGUCCACCUGAUGUGACUCUUCAUGUCACUGGGACAUCUUUGGAAGUCAGCAUUAAAGACCCAGUGUUCAAGCAGUCAGAACUGAGGGAGACGUACACCUCGGCCACCUAUAACAUCACCUACUGGAAGAGCAGCUCGAAGGAAGAGGUGGGAACGCCGGUAGAAACAAUGAGUGACAUGAUGCAGGACCGAGUGGUUCUUAGUGACCUGGACCCGCUGAGCGAAUACUGCGUCCAGGUCCAAAUCAUCACCAACAUGAACCCCAGACCGAGCGAGUACAGCGACGUCGUCUGUGAGCGCACCGGUGACGUGGAUGCAGCUCCGUGGGUGGCGGCCGUGGUGGCGUUUGUGGUCAUGGCCACGGUGGUGGCUCUGGUGGUGACUCUGGUGGUCUACUGGAAACAAAUCUCCAAGUUCCUGUGCCCAGAAGUCGUGCUGCCGCCACACUUUAAAGAGUCUCUGCUGCUGAAUGAUCCCAACUCCAUCUACCCAGUCUCGCUGCCCUCUGAGCACUGCGACCACGUCAGCAUCGUAGCAGACCACAGGACUGAGGAGGAAGGAGGGUGCAGCACUCAGCCUGAUACCUCACAGGAUGGGGGCUAGGAGGCGCAGGAGGGGGUGGGAUGCACUUUAAAGACUCUGAGAAUCGGCCUCUGACUGUGAGGUUUUAGAGCUGUGAACUCUGCAGCAGUGAAGUGAUGAAGACGAGCAAGAACAGGUGAAGCUGGCCCAGGUGAAGCUGUUCCCACUGUCACAGGCUGCUGUUUAUACUUUAAUAGUUUAUUCAUGUCAAUGUAAAUGUUUUGCUUUCUACUGGUUUUUUAAUGGUUUUAAUGGUCGGAGGUUAACCGAAGCCUCUGCUGCUCCUGCUCGUAGGAACUAGGUGACCCGAUGCUGGGCUGUACUGAGACAGUCUGGGUCUUUUACUGCUCUGUCUUCGUAGCCCAGUUUAAUUACGUGUUCAGUAACUGGAUUACAACAUAACUACAUGUGAAGGUGUAGCCCUGCAGGCUGUGUGUUUGGGUGUAGUAAUAACUGAUGUGGGGAUGAGGUUGGCUUGGGUUUGCCACCAGCUGCUGUGAGACCUCGCCGUCCUCUGCUGUUUCCAGCGGGUUCACCUUGGAUCUCCAUCAGGCAGGAUUCGGGCCGUCCAGCAGAACUUAUGAUGAAGAAGUGUGAACACUGUAAAUACUCUGAUUUAUUUCUAAUAAAAGUCUUUGUGACGGAUGAAA
Molecule: messenger RNA, 1854 nt
Organism: Maylandia zebra (zebra mbuna)
Lineage: Eukaryota; Metazoa; Chordata; Actinopteri; Cichliformes; Cichlidae
Source: RefSeq, a predicted model, not a curated record